CAUGGGGUAUGAUAUUUAGUUGUUUAAACAGUUCUUUAGGAAGUUGAAUAGCCUGCAGUGUGUUUUGUAGUAGUUUGCUAUUUAGCGUUCUGCUAAGCGCAGCCUUAGCUGUUAGCUAACCGAAGAGCGAUGCAUUCUGUACACUUUCCCCUCUAACUAAAACAGUAAAUGCAUGCUGGCCAUGUAUUACAUAUAAACUGAUAUUAUUGUUGUGUUUCUUCAUCAAACCCGUUUCUGAGACCGAGCACGCAGUGAUUUACCUUCAAAUCACAGUGGAUAGUAAAGACAGGCGGAUGGAUACAUCCUUUAAAAAUCGAGUCUAAUAUAAGAAUCGAUACACUGUGCUUAUUUAAUGUGCCAGAGUAUGACCCUAAAAAUAUGAAGUGUUGUAGGACGUGAUUAAUGUGUAAGGAUGUUCCAAAUUAAUAGAGGGAGAUGUUUCACAAACACAUUCUUCUCUCAACCACUGUCAUGGAUUGAAGGAAACAGACAGACACCAACAGUUUUUAACAAGCUAGUCUCAGCCAGACCAGUGAAACACUUAAGAUCCAUUCAGCAGAGGAGCUGGACACACCAGGCAUUACACCGGUGCAUAAGCUCAAGUGCAGGGAGAAGAAGCUUGCCAAGUGCCUUUCCAAUAAUAGAUGGUGCUUGUCAGCCAAUUCACAGACAUGUAAUUGAAGCCAAUUUGCAGAACAGCCAGGCAUGUCAGCAAAGGUAUCUAGCGCUUAUGGAGAAAGUGUUGAAGGGAGGUGGGGAAAACGCCACUGCCCGACAUACGCAAAUGCAGAGCAAGGUUCUAGUCAGAGACAGGCUCCACAUGCUGUUGGAUGAUGAUGAAUAUCUAGAGCUGUCUCCCUUUGCUGGAAUGGGUUUACCCUAUGGGGACAUCCCAUCAGCUGGCUGUCUCACAGGCAUUGGUAAAAUAAAUGGCCUGUGGUGUGUGUUCUUUGCUAAUGAUGCUACAGUUAAGGCAGGCUCAGCAUAUCCUAUUACAGUAACAAAAAAUGUCCGCACACAAGAAAUCGCCAUACAGAAUCGUCUGCCCUGUGUUUACUUGGCAGACUGCAGUGGUGCAUUCUUACCACUUCAGGCAGGCAUCUUUCCUGAUAAGAAUCAUGCAGGUCGUAUUUAUUACAACCAGGCAGUUAUGUCAGCAUUGAAGAUUCCACAGGUAGGAGUGGUAUGUGGCCACUGUGCAGCAGGUGGAGCCUAUAAUCCUGUAAUGACGGAGGAGUUAGUAAUGGUAAACAGGAUAGGCACAUUGUUUUUAGCUGGCCCACCCCUAGUUAAAGCUGCUACAGGUGAAGAAGUGACUCCUGAAGAGCUUGGAGGGGCCAGGUUGCACUCAGAGGGGAGUGGCUGUGUUGAUCAUUUUGCUGCUGUGGAGCGUGAGGCAUACGAGUGUACAAGGAACGUCAUCUCCACUCUGAACUUCAAGCUCCCAGAGGAGGACAGUGCUGAGAUUGAGGAGCCCCUGUAUAAUGCUGAGGAGCUUAUGGGCCUCGCACCAAAGAGCUACAAUUUCAGCAUGGAUGUGAAACUGAUUGUGAGUCGACUGAUUGAUGGCAGUCGGUUCCAGGAGUUCAAAGCUUACUAUGGUACCACUCUCGUGACUGGCUUUGCCAAAAUUGAAGGACACUUGGUUGGCAUUAUUGCCAGCAAUGGGGAGCUGAAAUAUGAAGCCUGUCUGAAAGGAAGCCAUUUUGUUCAGCUGUGUGAGCACAGAGACAUCCCUCUCAUCUUUCUCCAGAACACGGCCCCAGAGCCUUUGCACACUCUCUCCCAAGACAAGGCAGAGUCCAAUACUAAGUUACUCAAAGCUCAGGGAUCCAUGAUGUCUGCUGUGGCCUGUGCUUCUACUCCUAAGAUCACUGUGGUUAUUGGAGGCUGCCAUGGUGGUGACAGCUUUGCCAUGUGUGGAAGGGCCUUUGACCCCAACUUCCUAUUUCUGUGGCCCAAUGCUAGAGUGUCAAUUUUGGCCCCAGGCCACGCAGGAGGUUUGGUGCAGGAUGAAGAAGAGGCCAUGCACAUUAAUGAACGGCUGGAAGUAGAGAGCUCAGCAUUCUUCUCAUCAGGCAGACUUUGGGAUGAUGGAGUGAUUCUCCCACAAGACACAAGGAAGGUUUUGGGCAAAUGUUUGAAAAUCAUAACGCAAAAGGAGUACCAGCUUUCACAGGAGAAGCAGAAAUCUCCGAUACUUCGACUGUAAGGAUAUCCAGAGGAAGCACAUAUCUUCAUACUUCUGUCUGUGGCGCUCUCAAGACGGCUUUCUUCUUGUCCUAUUUCUGCUUCAGGCUCUCCAAGUACAAGUAGUUACACUCAUGCCUGUCAGUAAAAGGUGUGACAGUACUGAACGCUGAUUGUGAUAGUAUCAGCUUGGUUCUGAAAGUUAAAUUAAGCAAGUUCUUGUGCAAAACUGAUCUGAAUAUUCAUAGCCUUUAAGUGGCACUAGCAUUUGCUGUUUUGUUAAAGUUAUGUUCUGCUUAUGUGUACAACUGCACAAUAUUUAUGUUUUGUUGUUAUUGUUGGUUUCCAUGAGCAAAAGUGAAUAAAAUAUUUAAAUAAAAUGUUGAUCAAUAAAACUCACCCUUUCCAGGUUUACAGGUUUACCACUAACCUCUUGACCCUCAUAACAAGGCAGUAAAGGUGACUGUCCUGAAUCUGUGAUAUUUUCACCAGAAUAUUUGGCUGCCAAUGAAAUCACUAAUGUCACAAGGACUCAAGAAUUUCAAAAGAUUAAUUUUUAUUUUGGUCUCAAAAAGUAAUUCUCUGUCACAAAAAGAAAUGGGAAGGAUUCAGUUGUCCUUGCUGUUAUGUGUAAACAAAAGUGUGAUUGUUGACAAAAGUCAACAAUCAGUCUUCAUAAAAAUAAAUUAAAAAUCAGAACUAAUGCAGGAAGUCAGUCUCUACACUUCUGCUUAUUUUUAACUAUUAAUGUGUAAGAAAACUAACCUUUCUGUGUUAACAAUUUUGUAGACCAAUGACAUGUUGUUUUGCAUGUUAUACACUGUGUUCAAUGUGUGGGUGUGCAGUAACCACAUUGAAACAUAAUUAUGCAAAUGCAAAUAGAAUUGAGAAGAUUAUCAGGCUUGUGUGUAAUAAAUAAAGAGUAUGCGUUCUUUACAUACAAGUAAAGAAUAUACAUAUGCUCAUUUGGCUUAUGCUUUUAUCCAAAACAGAGUAUUUGAAACAGGAUAUAACAGGGAAGUAGAAGGUUAUGGGUCUUGCUCAAGGACACA
Molecule: messenger RNA, 3242 nt
Organism: Pangasianodon hypophthalmus (striped catfish)
Lineage: Eukaryota; Metazoa; Chordata; Actinopteri; Siluriformes; Pangasiidae
Product: methylcrotonoyl-CoA carboxylase beta chain, mitochondrial
Exons: 14
Coding region: 413-2212 (599 amino acids)
Biological process (GO): L-leucine catabolic process
Cellular component (GO): mitochondrion; methylcrotonoyl-CoA carboxylase complex
Molecular function (GO): methylcrotonoyl-CoA carboxylase activity
Source: RefSeq, a predicted model, not a curated record